Alosa sapidissima (American shad) is the source of this 4451-nucleotide messenger RNA. It is a transcript of the gene fes, whose product is annotated as FES proto-oncogene, tyrosine kinase. Gene Ontology annotation, biological process: cell adhesion; regulation of mast cell degranulation; chemotaxis. The coding region runs from base 344 to 2932 and encodes 862 amino acids. Gene Ontology annotation, molecular function: ATP binding; non-membrane spanning protein tyrosine kinase activity. NCBI's taxonomy places the organism in Eukaryota, Metazoa, Chordata, Actinopteri, Clupeiformes, Clupeidae. The record is from RefSeq and is a predicted model, not a curated record. The transcript has 21 exons.
GGCUAUCAGACCCAGAGCGGCUCUGAUCAGACCACCAGACCAUCAACAACAAUGCCCUAUAUAGUCUGGAGCAAUAACCUCCACAGCCUUCGCACACGGGCUUCUGCUAGCCGCUAGUGACCGUGUUCAUAUUUUAGACUACCUGUCGGACGAAGGCGAAUUCACACACUCCCCUUCUAAGUUAGCAUCGUUCUUCCUGGUUUCGGUAUAGGGGAGCACCCUGUCUACUCCUGCGUCCUCUCGACGGUGAUGCGCUGUCAGUGCUUUCGUUCCUUGCAUGUGUAGUGUAGCGUACAGUAUAGGGUAGUUUCCGUUAGAGUGCCUGUCUUCGUUUCAUCUGUAAAUGUUAUGUCUGGUAGCGGACCACAGACGUUUUGAGAGCGGGUUUGCAGUACAAGAUUGUCAAGCAGGAUCAGCAGGUCUGCAUCCCGGCACAGGGCCUCUGGUCAGGAUGGGCUUCGGAGAGGAGCUAUGGUGCCCACAGGCCCACGCCUCCCUCAUGCGGCUGCAGGACUCCGAGCUGCGCCUCAUGGAGCUCGUCAAGAAGUGGAUGACCCAGAGGGCCAAGAGUGACCGCGAGUUCUCCACCCAGCUGCACCAGAUGUCCGUCAUGGUGGAGAAGCUGGAGGGCACUCAGCCUGGCGGAGGCCUGGACUACAUCAGUCACCUGAAUAAGUCGUGGAACGUGUUGGUGAGCCAGACAGAGAGCUUGAGUCGUAUCAUGAAGAAGCGCUCGGAGGAUCUGUCGGUGGGACCCCUGAGCAAGCUCACUUUGCUGAUCCGGGACAAACAGCAGCUACGCAAGUCCUACAGUGAGCAGUGGGUGCAGCUGAACCAGGACCUGUGCAAGGUGACUCAGACCGAGCCCGAGAAGUUAAGAGGCAGCUAUAAGCAAUUGGUCAGGGAAGCUGCUCAGGCCAAGAAAAAGUACCUGGAGGCCAGCAAAGAGCGUGAUCGUGACCGGGCGCGGGAACGCUACGUGAAGGCCACGCUGAAGCUGCACGAGCUGCACAACGACUACGUGUUGGCCGUGCGGGCGGCUCAGGUCCACCACCAGCAGCACUACAGCCAGAGCCAGCCAACACUCCUCUCGGCCCUGCAGACACUGCAGGAGGAGAUGGUCCUAGUGCUGAAGGAGAUUCUGCAGGAGUACUUUGACCUGACAACCCUGCUCCAUGAGGAAGUGGUGUUGGUUCACACGGAGAUGACGAGCGCCCUGAACGCCAUCAGCCCCGAGAGGGAGUACGACAGCUUCAUCCAGCAGAACAGGUCAGUAGCGGAAGUGCCAGCGUGUGUGGAGUUUGACUGCAGUGUUCUGGAGGAAGCGGAGAAACUCCAGGCUGAGGAGCUGGUGCUUAAUGAGCUCACUCUAGAAGGGCUUCAGCACCGGCUGACCACAGUGGAGGACGAGCUGCUGACCUUGACCACCACGCUGGGGAACCAGCAGGCCACAGUCACCCAACUGGAGCUGGACCUGCAGUCUGAGCAGGAGGGCCCGAUACUCAGUGGACAGAGGAUAUAUCAGUACAGUAAGCGCAACGCUCUAGAGGACAGCCGUCAGCAGGUGAUGGUUUCCAUGGUGACGAGGGCGCGGCUGGAGGCCCAGAGGCUGCUGCUGGCCGAGAAGCUCCAGUGGCUGGGCGACCGCGAUCCGCCUCGCAUCGACCUGGACGACGACGACCGCCGCUCCAUCACCUCGUCCACCUCCAGCGGUGGAGAGAGGGAGUUCCGGCUGCCCAACUUGGAUUCGGUCAUGUCUCAUCUCGGUGCCCUCUUCAAGCCCAAGUACACGGUGCCCCCAGCGCUGACCCCAGUGGCUGAGUCGGACAAACCUCUAGCUCAGCAGGGCUGGUACCAUGGGGCGAUCCCUCGCCUAGAGGUCCAGGAACUGCUCAAGAGCGAUGGAGACUUCCUGGUGCGGGAAAGUCAGGGUAAACAAGAGUAUGUGCUCUCAGUGCACUGGGGAGGACAGUGUCGGCAUUUCCUGAUCCAGAGCUCAGAUAACAUGUUCCGUCUGGAUGGUGCAAGCUUCCGCAGUGUCCCUCUGUUGGUGAACCACCUCCGCAACUCCAAUCAGAGUGUCACCAAGAGGUGUGACAUCAGACUCAAAAGACCUAUACUCAAGGACAAAUGGGUUCUGGAACAUGAUGACGUCAUCUUGGGCCAGAGCAUUGGGCGGGGGAACUUUGGUGAGGUGUUUAGUGGUCGUUUACGCUCUGAUAACACUCCGGUGGCUGUUAAGUCCUGCAGGGAAAACUUGGCACCAGAUCUGAAGAACAAGUUUCUAAUGGAGGCCAGGAUUUUGAAGCAGUAUGACCACCCCAACAUCGUGAAGCUGAUUGGUGUGUGCACACAGAAGCAGCCCAUCUACAUCAUCAUGGAACUGGUGCAGGGAGGAGACUUCCUGUCCUUCCUGCGCUCCGAGGGACAUCACCUGAGAUCUCACAUGCUCCUCCGCAUGGCAGAGAAUGUGGCGGCCGGCAUGGAGUACCUGGCCAGCAAGAAGUGCAUCCACCGUGACCUGGCGGCACGUAACUGCCUGGUGGGGGAGCAGAGCGUGGUGAAGAUCAGUGACUUCGGCAUGUCGCGUGAGGAGGAGGACGGUGUUUACUCCGCCGCCGGGGGCAUGAAGCAGAUCCCAGUCAAGUGGACGGCGCCCGAGGCCCUUAACUACGGGCGCUACACCUCCGAGAGCGACAUGUGGAGUUUCGGCGUGUUGCUAUGGGAGACGUUCAGCCGGGGCAUCACCCCGUACACCAACAUGUCCAACCAGCAAACACGCGAUGAGGUGGAGAGAGGUUUCCGGUUGCCAGCACCCAGUAACUGCCCAGCUAAGGUGUACGCGCUGAUGUCACAGUGCUGGCAGUACGACCCCAGGAGACGGCCCACCUUUUCCAAAAUAAGGCUGGACUUAAGUCACUUGUGCCAUUAGUCUCUGUGGAUGACUAAGACUAAAUUAACUGAUGGGGCGUUGGAUGAAGGAGACACCACUGAUCAGCUAUGGACCCUUUCAAGAGAGUUCCAUUAUCAGCAUCAUAGUUGGCCCCACAAGGCUUCCGUUUUAACAUUCCUUAAUGCAGAGGAAGUAGAUUGGGAACCAAAUAGAAUGUUCAAGCAUUGUUUUUGUUUUUAUUGUUGAAAGGGUCAAUAAUAAUGAUCUCCUACAGAUGCACAUGGGACGACAACAGACAUGACCUGCCUUCGGUUUUUAAACAGACAGGGGUCCAAGUUGAAGCCCUGACCUCCUGUUUUCUCCUGGGCUUGGCAUGCUGCACUGCCCGGUCCCUGUGCUUGAUCCCCGCUGGGGCUGCCUGAAGUCCUCUGAGGUGCCUGGUGCCUAGAUGGGUUGGCGAGAGUGUGUUUUCUCAUUACAGUGUGUGUCUGCGAUACCAUGCUUGGGUGUGCCUCUUCAUACUGUCACUUGAACAGGUGCCAUUCAGGUGUGUAGCUCCUCAUACCUCAGCUGGAAUGGCUGGAUAUGUGAAGGUCCCCUAUAGUCACCUGUGUAUGAGACACCUGUGUGUGACCUCACCUGUGUGUGACCUCAACUGUAUGUGACCUCAACUGUAUGUGACCUCACCUGUGAGGUCACACACCUGUUUUCAAGCACUGUGGUUAAUGAAGCCAUCCGUUUGUUAACACAGUCAUACUUUUUUUAAUGCAGCAAAAUAUUUUUUUAUCAAGAGAUAUUUUUUCAGUAAUUCCUUUCAAAAGACAGUACAUCUGUCUUUGGUGCUCUGGCAAUCCAGUUAGAUCCAUACUGAUGCCAGUACAAAGCCUUUAUUUAUGCCAUUACAUAUGUCAGUCGUGCACGGGUUUUGGAAAUCCUGAAUGUAAAAAAAAACAGUGAUUUGCAUGUGUCCCAGCUACCAUUAAUAGUGCCAUAGCAUGGUUUGUUUGAGAUUGUAAUUAGAUUUAUGUAUUUAUAUAUAAUUAUAAAGAUUAAUUCCCUUCCAUGCAAUUCUGUUAGAGGUUAUAGAAUGUGUUUGUGCUUGAUAGAAUGUUUGAAUUUUUGCAACAGAUUUUGUCUUUAUUCUUUAUUCUAUGAUCUUUAAUAUUUUGACCAGGACACAGGCCUUUCUAAUUUGAACUUGGUUUCAGCAUUCUCCUAUGGUUUGUCUUCUUGUGUGAAUAUGUUUCACAUGUAUUGGUUCUGUGAAUGGGAUUGUAUGUAUAUUUGUUUGGAUGGCAUAUUACUUUUUGUAAAACAUCUUCAUCACACCUACAGUAAUUAUCAUUUCCCAAGCAGCUUGUAUCUCUGGAUGCAAACAUGAAAGACUUUCAUGUGAAAUAUACACUUUGGUUCAGGGAAUAUAUGCUAUAUCACUCAGACAAUAGCAAAUGUACACAUUCUUAUUGUAAAAAGGUUUUUUGAUAUUAUAAUAUUGAUAUGUUAUAUACAUAUUUAAACUUCAGCUGCCAUAAAGUUGUUUUUUUGGAGUGAAAAAUGA